Laetiporus sulphureus 93-53 is the source of this 1212-nucleotide messenger RNA. RefSeq lists its product as uncharacterized. The record is from RefSeq and is a predicted model, not a curated record. The coding region runs from base 1 to 1212 and encodes 403 amino acids. The transcript has 5 exons. NCBI's taxonomy places the organism in Eukaryota, Fungi, Basidiomycota, Agaricomycetes, Polyporales, Laetiporaceae.
AUGUCUCAUAGAACUGAAGAGCCUCCAAAGUCUCUUGCCUGUACUCACUCUACUCGCUCUACUCGCUCUACUCGCUCUGUACACAGCCUUCAUCCAGAUCCAGCUCCAAAUCGGAGAUACAGCAAUUCGGUCUCAUUUGACCGGUCACCUGAGGUGCCUGAGAAGCCUAAAAAUGCAUUGAGCCCUGGCUCCAGGUCAUACAAGGCCAAGUCUAAUCGGCAGAGUCUUGUAUCCCGAAAUGUGUCACCUGCAUCCCGAAACGCGCCACCUGUUACUCCUAUUGGGAGAGUCCACGGACUGCCAAGGAAGUUCGUAGGAGGAAGGAAGCGAAUUGAGGCACUUCUAUAUGGCGGAAAGCACUGUGUGAUGGAAAUGUGGAAUUUUAAGAUGGGCCCCGUUCACCUGACGCAUAUCCUGGCACGGGCAACCUCUGAAGAAAUCACACGUCGAUUGGAAUAUCACCUUGGUAUGUUCCCUGAUUCGUUGAACCUUGAUUGCAGCCAGAACAUUGCUUCCAUGUCACCGACGCAACACACAUUGUAUGACAGUGGCAAGACUGCCUGGCUCAUGUCACCGGCAGUGCUGGACCAGCUGUUAGAAAUCUUUGAACGUCGCUCACGGUUCACAGCAGAAGAGCGCCAGGCAUUUGAAAUGCAAGCUUGGGAGUAUCAAGUUGUUUCACUCAGCAAAGCCUGCCCAUCCUUCGUCCGGGAAAGUCACCCAGGUGCAGCCCAAGAAAUAAUCAAUUUUCCAUACAAUGUCCGUAUAAAGAGCCAGGUUCACCCCGCAUUCGUGUUCAUGAGCACGACCACAAAGCUGCUGGCUCUCGCACUUGAUUACUUGAACUAUUACCCGGACUAUCACCAGUCGGACUAUUCUGAUGCCGAAUCCGAGUCCUCGAGCGAGUUGAGCGACCUCACCGACUCGCCCUGCCCGUCCCAUGGGUCCACCAUGCCGGAGUCUCUGCCCAUGUCCCGGAGUGAAUCAAUCGACUUCAGUGCAGCCCUAUCCGCUUCGAUGAGCGUUCGCAAACAUUCCAUCGCUAACGACGAUGCUGCAGGUGUGGCCCCGAGGACACGCAGACGCUACACUACCAAGCAAGCAAGCACGUCGAAUGCCUUUUACGCCACUAACCCCGUCAACACUCCCGAUAAUCCCUUCUAUGACGACAUCGCCCCAUCAUCCUAUAUCACUGAAAAGACUGACGAUUGA